CAUAACACAAGCACACACACUCACAGAUCACUCACCACCAUAGUCUGUAUAAUGAAAUGGGUGCUAAACUCACUUCAUUUGAGAAUAGGUCUAGUGUGGAAAUGGAAAUUAGAGCUUUCAUUCUUCCAACUAGGCCAGACCAUUAUGUUAGUAUAGCAAAAAUUAAACCAGGUGAAACUAAGGAAUUAGUUACCAAAUCGUUAUGUUACGACGAUAUUGAUCCUGAAAACCCUACACUCAUGAUGAUUUAUAUUGAGUCAAAAUUCAUAUUUUUACAACAAAUGGAUGUGAUUAACUAUGCCAAAAUUAUCUGCGACUUAAAUGAAGAUGGAAUACUUAAUAUUAGAUACAUCAAAGUAAAACUCGCUAGCCUUCGCAGGUUCAGGGGCUUUAGCUUCUGCCUGGGAAGGGACUAGCAAUCCUGGUAUGUACAUUAUUUUUUUUCCCAUUGUUAAUUUCAUUUAAUAUGUUGUGAUUAUGAGAUUUGUUGUUUAAUUAGGAGAUUUUAUCAUUGUUCCUUAGUGUUGUGUUUGGUUGGAGGAUUUAAGAAGGGAUUUGGAAAGGGAAAGGAAAAAGGUGUGUGAAAUUAUGUGAAAUAUAGGCAUGAUUUAUUCACAUUUCACAUACCUUUUUCAUUUCUCUUUCUAAAUUCCUCCCUAAAUCCCCUAACCAAACGCAGCAUAAAUAUUUUGAUCAAAAAUUUUGUUAAAAGCCGUUGUUUUAGGCAUCAACUUUUCUCCUAAUUAUGGAUCAGAGAGAUCUAGUCCAGGCGGUGGAUUUGUUACGGGUUAUAUGAUAAUUUAAGUCGUUCAACAUGUAUGUCUUUGUGGAGAUCAUUUAUGAAAUAAAAAAAAAAAAAGAUUUUAUUUGAUAAUCGUAGCCACAAGAUUUUAUCAUACUUGUCAUUUAAAAAAAUAUAUAUUGUAUAUUUUCAAAAUCAUUUUUGUUGUUCAUUUUUUUAAUAUAAAUAUGAUAAAAUCAUAUAAUUAUAAUUAUUAAAAAAAAAAAUUCAUGAAUAAUCUAUGCACAAGGGCCAACACAAUAAACGACUUUGAUCAUCAAAGUGGAACAUAGGUGUCCCACAGGUCGGACUAGACCCCUUUGGUCCAUACGGGAGCUAAAGAGGAACAAUGUAUCUUCACAUCUCUACCAUCAUCUUUCUAUUAUCUAUAUGAUUAUAGAAGGCAAUGAAUGAUUAUUAACAGUAAUUUUAUAUACUUCUCCUUCAUGUUCUU
This is a messenger RNA of Camellia sinensis, 1235 nucleotides long. The record is from RefSeq and is a predicted model, not a curated record. NCBI's taxonomy places the organism in Eukaryota, Viridiplantae, Streptophyta, Magnoliopsida, Ericales, Theaceae.